Molecule: messenger RNA, 2151 nt
Organism: Mercenaria mercenaria
Lineage: Eukaryota; Metazoa; Mollusca; Bivalvia; Venerida; Veneridae
Product: MAM and LDL-receptor class A domain-containing protein 1-like
Exons: 11
Coding region: 546-2126 (526 amino acids)
Cellular component (GO): membrane
Molecular function (GO): protein binding
Source: RefSeq, a predicted model, not a curated record
UUGGAAUACAAUAGAACAUCCUUCCGAGAUACAGAGAACAUUCGGCUGUCGGCAAUAUUUGUUAUGGUAAUGUUCAAAACUUAAUUCUGCGGGGCUUAAUAAUAUUGGAAUAAGGAGUUCAUCUUGCUCGGCUAUAUAGAAUAAACAUCAUUGAACGUUGAAUAUUGUGCAAUUGAUUGCUGGGCGGCACGAGAUAACACGGCUCAGGAUGUAAUAACAAUUGGAUUUGACUCGAAAUGGCAAUAUCACAUGCCAUUGUAUUGGGAGGUUUGGCAACUAUCACUUGAAAGUUAGGUUUCCUUAAUUCCGUUUGUAGUUGUCGGAUAUAUGCCGACAAAGAGAUGAAUGUACAAAAACGUGAUAUCCGGUGUUGCUUUUUGUUUCCUAUCCAGUGUUUGAUUUGGUAUUUGACUUAGAUGUUAAUGUGUUAUGAAUGGACAGACGUAUUAAAACAAAAGAAGGCUGAGUUUUAAACUUUCAAAGGACUAUUACAUUUGUAUAAAUAUCGAAGAUGUGACUGCAAAUAUUAGGUGUACACUUUAGAAAUGAAGGUAUUGUUUAUAAUUAACUUCUUGUUUUUAUUGUAUGGUGUAACUUUGGGUGAAUUUUGUUAUUCUGGCGAAGAAUGUGAUUGGAAAAUUCAAAGUGGAUUUUAUAUGUUGGAUUUUACAUCAUUGGAAAAGGAAUUGUGUCCGGAUAACCCUUCAUGUUUGGACAUUAAAAAUGGUUCAGGUUCUGUGUUGUUUCUGAAUGUCAGCAAUGACGAAGACGGUAUUGUUAGCAAUCAAUGGACAGAUAAAGCUUUGCAAGAAGAGGAAUCUUGUCUUGUCUUACACUUGUACACACACGAAGCAGCUGGAGUUAUUACGGUCAAAUCAAUUACAGACACUACUGAAUCAACAUUAGGGAAUACCACAUUGAAUCAAAACAAGCGCUGGCAAGACGUGACAAUAAGAUUUAAGAACCCAAACAGGAGGUCAAGGAUAAGUGUUGAAACUAACUUCAGACAGGCAGUUGGUAUCCUCAUCAUCUCAGAUAUCACAAUUAGUUAUCAGUGCGCAAAGAGCCAAGAGAUUAAAUCAUGCCCCGGUUCCGAUCAGUUUCCAUGUGGAGAUAAUACAUGUGUCCCAUGGGGCAAAGUUUGUGACCUUCAUGAUGACUGUGCUAAUGGCAAAGACGAACAAAUGUGUGACAAGUUACCAGACCCAGCCGUAUGUACAUUUGAAAAUGGAAUGUGUGGAUGGAAGUUGGGUACACAUUAUGACGGGUUUUCAUGGAAGCGACACCAUGGUCCAAAGCCUCCAAGCGGCACUGGUCCUGAUACUGAUCAUACCCUGGGAACAGCAGAUGGUUACUACAUGCAUAUAGACAGUGGUCCACCGUCUGGAUACUAUGAUCCUGCAAUUUUACAAAGUCCAGUUAUGCCAGCAAUAAGAGAAAACUUCAAAAGGGCUUGCAAGUUGAGAUUUUUCUAUCACAUGCUUGGUAAAGACAUGAACACACUGGACAUUCAAGCAAUCGAUGUUUGCCUUAAAAGAAAAACGAAACUUUGGAGUAAAAGUGGACAACAAGGGGAUGAGUGGAAGUUUGCUGAAAUAUCAUUAAGUAAUAUUUCGCAAAGAUAUAUUAUCAAUAUAGAGGGAUAUGGCGCACAUAAUGAUUUUGGUGAUAUAGCUGUAGAUGACAUUUCCUUCAGUCCGGAAUGUUUUGGUAUAUCUCAUGACGAAACCAGUUUCCAAUCCAUACCGUGCCAUAAAAAGCCGUUGACAAUUGCAGAAUUCAAGAAUAAACCAGACUUCUACUGCAACAAUGAUCAAGCAGUACAUAAUGGAACCUGUCCAGGGGUCAAUCAAUUUGCAUGCGAGGAUAAAUCUUGUGUUUUCUGGAAUCAAGUGUGCAAUCUUAAGAAUGACUGUUCUAAUGGUAGAGAUGAACAAAUAUGUGACGAUUUACCGGACCCAGCCAGGUGCACAUUUGAAGACGGGAUGUGUGGAUGGAGGGAAAGAACGCAUGUAAAAGGGUUUUCAUGGAAGCUACAAAGGGGUCCCACUGCACCUAGUGGUACCGGACCCGAUGUUGACCAUACGAAGGGAACUGUUGAUGGUGAGAGUAUAUCGCUGAAUUAAAAUUACAGGAGGUUAUGGUACAUAA